This is a messenger RNA of Nestor notabilis (Kea), 2318 nucleotides long. RefSeq names its product ATP-binding cassette sub-family C member 8-like. The annotation marks the transcript as partial. The transcript has 18 exons. NCBI's taxonomy places the organism in Eukaryota, Metazoa, Chordata, Aves, Psittaciformes, Psittacidae. Gene Ontology annotation, cellular component: membrane. Gene Ontology annotation, molecular function: ABC-type transporter activity; ATP binding; ATP hydrolysis activity. Gene Ontology annotation, biological process: transmembrane transport. The record is from RefSeq and is a predicted model, not a curated record.
AAUGCUAGUUCCAAAAGCUGAUCUCUUUUCCUUGUGGCAGGAUGAUCCAUUUUCUGCACUGGAUAUCCACCUCAGUGACCAUCUCAUGCAAGAAGGGAUCCUGAAGAUGCUGCGGGAAGACAAGCGGACCAUCGUGUUGGUAACACAUAAGCUGCAGUACUUACCCCAUGCUGACUGGAUAAUUGCGAUGAAAGAUGGUACCAUCCAGAGAGAAGGAACACUCAAGGACAUUCAGAAAUCAGAGACUGAGCUCUUUGAACACUGGAAGACAUUAAUGAAUCGACAAGACCAAGAGCUGGAGAAGGAGACUAUUAUCGAGACAAAAUCUGUUUUGGAAAGAACAAAUCUCCGGAGGACUAUGUAUUCCCGUGAAGCUCUGCUGAAAGAUGAUGAAGAGGAUGAAGAAGAAGUAACAGAAAGUGAUGAUGAAGACAACCUGUCUUCAGUGCUGCAUCAGAGAGCAAAGAUGCCCUGGAGAGCCUGUGGCAAGUACCUCAGCGCUGCAGGCAUCCUCCUUCUGCCGCUUCUGGUUCUGUCCCAGCUGCUCAAACACACAGUAAUGGUGGCCAUCGACUACUGCCUGGCACGCUGGACCUCAGAUGCCAUUUCUGGGAAGACAGAGAUAGAGCUGAAAAACUGCUCUCACUGUGAGGAUUUCAACCAUUCUCCAUAUUCAAAAGUUUUCAGCAUUCUCUGCUGUCUUGGGAUUGUAUUAUGUCUUGUCACAUCAAUAGCAGUGGAGUGGACUGGCUUGAAAGUCACCAAAAAGCUACAUUCUUCUUUACUAAAUAAAAUUAUUUUGGCUCCAAUGAGGUUUUUUGAAACAACACCUCUGGGAAGUAUAUUGAACAGAUUUUCAGCUGACUGCAAUACCAUUGAUCAGCACAUUCCAGCUACCCUAGAGUGCUUGAGUCGCUCCACUUUGCUGUGUGUAUCUGCUCUUGCUGUCAUCUCAUAUGUCACACCAAUGUUUCUCAUUGCCCUGGUUCCCCUUGCGAUCAUGUGUUACUUCAUCCAGAAGUACUUCCGAGUCGCAUCACGGGACCUGCAGCAGCUGGAUGACAGUACUCAGCUACCAUUACUUUCCCAUUUUUCAGAGACUGUUGAAGGUCUUACCACCAUCCGAGCCUUCAGGUAUGAAGCCAAAUUUCGACAAAAACUUCUUGAAUACACGGAUUCCAACAACAUCGCUUCCCUUUUCCUUACAGCUGCCAAUCGCUGGCUGGAAGUCCGCAUGGAGUACAUUGGAGCAUGUGUGGUACUCAUAGCAGCUGUCACUUCUAUUACCAGUUGCCUGUAUAAUAAGCUUUCUUCAGGACUUGUAGGCUUGGGACUAACCUAUGCUCUUAUGGUGUCUAACUAUCUGAAUUGGAUGGUUCGUAACCUGGCUGACAUGGAAAUCCAGCUGGGUGCAGUGAAAAGAAUCAAUGGCCUGCUUAAAACAGAAGCUGAAAAUUACGAAGGGCUCCUGUCUGCCUCACAGAUUCCUCAGAACUGGCCAGACAGAGGGGAGAUCCAAAUCCAGAACCUCAGUGUCCGAUAUGACAGCAACUUAAAACCAGUGCUGAAACAUGUCAAUGCCCACAUCUCUCCAGGACAAAAGAUUGGGAUCUGUGGCCGAACAGGCAGUGGAAAAUCCUCCUUCUCUCUAGCAUUUUUCAGAAUGGUUGACACCUUUGAAGGAAGGAUUAUCAUUGAUGGUAUAGAUAUCGCUAAGCUCCCCUUACAGACGUUGAGAUCCAGGCUGUCAAUCAUUCUCCAAGAUCCUAUUUUAUUCAGCGGAACAAUCCGGUUUAACUUGGACCCUGAGAAGAAGUGCACUGACAGCAUGCUGUGGGAAGCAUUGGAAAUAGCACAGCUCAAGCAUGUGGUGAAAGCGCUACCUGGGGGUCUAGAUGCUAUAGUCACAGAAGGAGGUGAAAACUUUAGCCAGGGCCAAAGACAGCUGUUCUGCCUAGCAAGGGCUUUUGUGCGGAAGACAAGCAUCUUCAUCAUGGAUGAAGCCACAGCAUCUAUUGACAUGGCAACGGAGAACAUACUCCAGAAGGUAGUCAUGACUGCGUUUGCUGACCGUACUGUGGUUACAAUAGCACACCGAGUGCACACGAUCCUCAAUGCAGAUUUGGUUAUUGUAAUGAAGAGAGGGGUUAUUUUGGAAUAUGACAAGCCUGAGGUUCUGCUAGAACAAGAUGACAGUGUCUUUGCUUCUUUUGUACAAGCGGAUAAGUAAUAAAAAUUAAUGAAGCAUUUUAAAGUACAAUUGUAUUAUUUUCUAACACUGUAAAAUACCUGUAAAUAAAUAUUAUUUCAUAAUAAAU